This is a messenger RNA of Ophidiomyces ophidiicola, 2814 nucleotides long. It is a transcript of the gene SYP1, whose product is annotated as Suppressor of Profilin deletion. The transcript has 7 exons. Gene Ontology annotation, biological process: septin cytoskeleton organization. Bases 1 to 2814 code for a protein of 937 amino acids. Gene Ontology annotation, cellular component: cell division site; cytoplasm; endocytic vesicle. Lineage: Eukaryota; Fungi; Ascomycota; Eurotiomycetes; Onygenales; Onygenaceae. The record is from RefSeq and is a predicted model, not a curated record.
AUGGAGCUCUCACAACAGGAGUAUCCUAUGCUCGCGGUAAGCGGUGAUCUAGCUGGUCCUGCAGCGACUGCAGUUUGGACUCUGCCCGAACCCAACCCUGCUCGCGAACCUUACGGCGUGCACUUCGUACUGACCCUUCCUCAUUGCUUGCAGACACUUCUACCGCCGGCCCAGGCUGUUGCCGUGAUAAACGACCGGCUGAAGUCGAUUAAUAAAGUCAACCAAGAAAUUGCGGAUUGGCUUCAAGAACGGCGUCGCAUUGAGGAAGCUUACUUUGUCGGUCUUCGGAGGCUUGCGAGGCGACCACAGCCAGAAGGAGGUUCUAAGCUGGGAAUUUUCGAAGCACCAUGGCAGCGCAUUCUGUCCGAAACAGAGUCCAUAGCUCUGUCUCACGAGACCCUUGCCCAUCAUAUUGAAUCGGAUGUUGAAAGGCCUCUACGGGAGUAUUCUACCAAAAAUAAAGAUAUAAAACCCAUAUCUGGCGCCCAGCAGGAUCUUCUGGCAAUUUCUAGAUCGAUUGAGGCCGCCGAGAAGAAAGUCAUUAAAUUCAAAGAUAAGGGCUCAAAGGCGCUUGACAAGCUAGGCAACGCUUCAACCGCUUCUAGUGUUGCAAAGGCGCAAUGGGAGUCCAAGGCCCCGUUUGUUUUUGAGCAAUUACAGGCCGUUGAUGAGCAUCGCCUCAAUCAUCUGAGGGAUGUCCUUACACAGUUUCAGACGCACGAAGCUGACCAUGUCGAGCGAAGUCGACAAUCGGCAGAAAAUUGUCUCAAUGCGCUGUUGGCUAUUUCUCCUUCAGAAGAAAUAAAGAUGUUUGCGUUUCGGGUGAGCGGUGGCCGCACUGCCGACCUAGAAAGCCAGAACCCCCUAACAGCAGCCGUAUCUGAAGCCGAAGUGAUACCUAUGGAGCCUCUACAGGCCCCUCCAAGGAUACGAGAUGAUGCUGGUAGUCGCCGCUCCAGCCAUUCCAACCAAGCGCGACCAAGUUUUGCCUCUGAACAACCACCAAACCCUCAGCAGCGUCAUACACCGCUGGGAGGUCUAAAGCGACUUGGCACAGUGAUGAGUCGGAGGCGAAGUAUUGUUCAAACGAAUUCUGGCAAUGCGUCCCCGGAGAGAAAAUUUCGGUCUCCAUUUACCCCAUUUCGGCGGGCAGAAUCCUCCCAUAGCUUCCACCAAGUGGAUAAUCAGCCUGGUACCCCGAAUGGCCUAGAGCCCUUCCCCUCCCGUGAUGGUUCGUCGCUGCAUCGGCCAGACUCGUCUGCCACGACAAACGGUUCCCAAGUUGGACCCAAUAUUGACUCGAGACUCAAUGGAGCCACAAUACCGGAAGAAAAUAUUGGCGAAGAAACGUCCACAACGGUCAUUGCAUCUCAUGAAGGACGCCCAUUAUCCCCCAAGGCACCUAUAGAUGCAGAUGGGUUCUCAACAAAACCGGACACUAUCGACGAAAUAUCUAGAGCGCAGCAGGAGGCUGCUUCCGAGGAUCCAGGGCUCAACCUGACAAUUCGCGAUCAACCGAUCCAAGAAGAUGAAGGCGAAGCGAAGCAGGCAAUGAACGACAUGGCCAGUACCUUGCGCUUGCAAGCAAAACAGUCGGGUUUGGGAAGAGGCCCAGGCACUCUACGAGGCCGUCGAGAUGUGCGAAAUACCAUUUUCGUCCCAACUUCUAUUAUUCCGGAGGGCGAAUCGAAUGUCGGAACACCCUCAAAGGGUAUUACAGAUGGUGCCCUUUCGCCAACAACAUCGCCAUCGCAAGAUCCCCAAAGCGCAGCGCCAUCUGGCCCCUCCCACGACGAUCCCACCAUUUCUGAUGUGACGUCGAUUCAUUCAUCCCACACUUUACACAGCUUGUCGGGCAUCAUUCAACACCCGGAGUUAACAGCACCGGGACUCAAUGCUUCUAUCGUGGAUAAAGUGAAUAUUACUCUUGCUGGAGGAGCAGUCACAAAAUCUUUUGUUGUGGGAGAACUCGCUUUGGCAUACAACCCCAUCGAAGGGACAUCUCCAGACAAACAAAUUGUUCGACUCGACAACUUCCAUAUCUUGGAACGUGUUGCGGCGAACCCUGAUUUCGUUAAGAACCUGGCUAAUGAUCCAUCAAAUGGAACACCACCUUUGGGCAUCACCGAUGAUAGGAAAGGCGAGUACGACGUAGCGCUCUCAUAUUUGAGAGAGCAAACGGCCACAGUGGCUUUUAAGUAUCAGAUUCAUAUUGACCCUUCAAGUUUGUCAGCAUACUGCCCUGUGAUCUUCGAACCGGUGUGGAACGAGGAAGAAUUUCAGGCCAGUGUCAUAAUCAAUUACUCCCUAAACCCGCAAUUCGUCACAUCAAGCCCACUCACGUCUGUUACUCUUCAAAACCUCAUUCUGACAGUCAAUUUGGGCAUGUCUUCUAUUGACGAAGAAACGAAGCAACCCCGUGAAGCUGCCCGUGCCACAGGUGCCCUCAUGCACCCGAGCACUGGUGCUUCAUUCAGACGGAAAACCUCCUCAGUUAUCUGGAAACUCCCCGUACUGGAAGUCGCGGCCAAUGGAGAAAAUAGGCUUCUUGCGCGAUUUUCCACUGCAACUAGCUGGCCACGCAAGGGCAAGGUUGAAGCGAAGUUUGAUGCGAUAAUACCAGACGACACUCUGCGACUUGGCAUAAGCUCACAUUUACCAGCUACGCAAAACGAAAGCAAGGAAGUCGAUCCUUUUGCUGAUGGAAUGAAAAGCCCAAACUCUCAGAUCACCAGCCCUGUUACAGCAACUGAAGUGUGGGCAGAACUGCCCACGAAACGAAAGUUGUCUGUUUCUAGAUAUCUUUCAGCUUGA